AUGAGCGACAGCAUACAGGAGUUCUUGAAUGUGCAGCUGAUCCAAAACUGCCAGUUGGCGACCGUGACGGACCUGGCGGAUAAAUUUGGUCUGGACGCGGGCGCAGCAAAGAGCGCGCUCCUGGCAUAUCACUCUGCCACCAAGAAUAAAGAGGUACAUCGGCUUAUUGUAUGCGUGUACAGCACAGGAACAAUUCGGGUGGUCUGCGAUGAUGAUGAUGUGCCCAGGGAAGACCUGGCUGAUGUGUUCCUGUACGGUUUGAGCCCAUCAAGCAGCUUGGCCAUCUCCGCGAACGUGCGCAGUAACCCCACGCUGAGGAACCCGUAUACGCUGGUGGCAGUGCCUGAUGAUGAGGCUGCGGCCGAGCCACCGCAACGAUCACGGACACAGGCUGCGGAUGCAGGGCCGCGCCCCAACCUGCGCGGGAACCAGACAUACCCUGCCGCAGCCAAACCUUCCCCUUCCAAGGCAGGGACGGCACAGGCCAAAGCGGGUAAGUUCGAUAGUGGAUUACGUUCUACAGCCAUCAUUGCACGCAUGCGCGAAGACAGGGAGAAGAAGGAGCGCGAGAGACAGGAGGAGCUCAAGAAACGCCGCCAGAAGAGUACAAUUGUUACAGAGGAAAAGAAACUGCAGAUCGCCAAGUUAGCGCAGCUGUUUGACGGCGACUCCGACAGCGGUGACGAGGAAAUGGAUGGCCGCGACGAAGAGACGGUGCUUGCCCCCCUGCCACCCGUUUCCGCGCCCGAUGUUGCUGCACCAGCUGCUGCGCCAGAUCAAACCCUCGAUCUAGAGGCGCUGCUGGACACCACCGCGGAUGAAUCGCUGCUAUCGAUACAUCCAGAUCAGAAUUCCCCCACGCGAGGAUCGCAAGAUCAUGCGAGUACAUUGACGUCGCUCGACGCACAGCCACAGAGCACUACAGAUGAGGACGGCUACCUCGUUACCACUAAGAUCCUGCCAUCAGCACCGCCGGCGGCGUUGCCUUCAGGCGCCAAGAGACCCGCGCAACGCGCCGGAGGUCCUCCCUCAAAGAGCGCGAAGACAGCGCCUGCUUCAAAGAAGGUCCAAUCCUCUUUGAUGAACUUCUUCAAGAAGAAAUAG
Messenger RNA from Eremothecium gossypii ATCC 10895, 1104 nucleotides. RefSeq names its product DNA polymerase delta subunit POL32 (gene POL32). Bases 1 to 1104 code for a protein of 367 amino acids. The transcript has a single exon. The record is from RefSeq and is marked provisional. NCBI's taxonomy places the organism in Eukaryota, Fungi, Ascomycota, Saccharomycetes, Saccharomycetales, Saccharomycetaceae.